AUGCAGCGUGACCCCCCGAAGAAGAAGCCAGAGAAGAAGACAGAAAAGCGGUUCUUUGAUGCCUUGUCCUUCGGGAAGGACCUGCUGGCUGGCGGAGUGGCGGCGGCUGUGUCCAAGACGGCCGUGGCGCCCAUCGAGCGGGUGAAGCUUCUGCUGCAGGUGCAGGCGUCGUCCAAGCAGAUCUCCCCCGAGAGGCAGUACAAGGGCAUAGUGGACUGUCUGCUGCGCAUUCCCCGCGAGCAGGGUUUCUUGAGUUAUUGGCGUGGCAAUCUUGCAAAUGUCAUUAGGUAUUUUCCAACACAAGCUCUAAAUUUUGCUUUUAAGGACAAAUACAAACAACUUUUCAUGUCUGGAGUUAAUAAAGAAAAACAGUUCUGGAGAUGGUUUUUGGCAAACCUGGCUUCUGGCGGAGCAGCUGGGGCAACAUCCUUAUGUGUAGUAUAUCCACUAGAUUUUGCUCGAACCCGAAUAGGUGUUGAUAUUGGAAAAGGUGCUGCAGAGCGACAAUUCAAGGGUUUAGGUGACUGUAUUAUGAAAAUAGCAAAAUCAGAUGGAAUUGUUGGUUUAUACCAAGGGUUUGGUGUUUCAGUACAGGGCAUCAUUGUGUACCGAGCCUCUUAUUUUGGAGUUUAUGACACAGUUAAGGGCUUAUUACCCAAACCAAAGGAAACCCCAUUUCUUGUCUCCUUUUUCAUUGCUCAAGUUGUGACUACAUGCUCUGGAAUACUCUCUUAUCCCUUUGACACAGUUAGAAGACGUAUGAUGAUGCAGAGUGGUGAGACUGAACGGCAGUAUAAAGGAACUGUAGACUGCUUUGUGAAGAUAUACAAACAUGAAGGAGGCGUUGCAUUUUUUCGUGGUGCCUUCUCCAAUAUCCUUCGUGGUACAGGGGGCGCUUUAGUGUUGGUAUUAUAUGAUAAAAUUCAAGAAUUCAUUAAUAUUGGUAGUGGAGCAAUAGCAGCAGGAGUUAUAGCCACACUUGCUGCUGCUGCUGUUGUAGCAUUGAUAGUAGUAAAAAGCAUAAAUUCUUUUAAGAAGUGGACAAAUAAUGACAAUACGAGCACUGGAGAAUUUGGUGAAACCGUCAAUUUCAAGAUUGAAACAAGUAGGAAACAGGAUGAAGAAUCGAUCGAGAAGGAACAGAAAAUAUCCGAAGAAUUAGUAGAAGAGGAACAGAGAACAUCCCUAGAAUUGGGUGAGAAGGGCCAGGAAUCAUAUGAAGAAUUGGGCAAGAAGGAACAGGAACCCCAUAAAGACUUGAACCAGAAGGCACAGGACAGCCAAGCUCCGUAA
Myotis brandtii (Brandt's bat) is the source of this 1293-nucleotide messenger RNA. RefSeq names its product solute carrier family 25 (mitochondrial carrier; adenine nucleotide translocator), member 31 (gene SLC25A31). Gene Ontology annotation, cellular component: mitochondrial inner membrane. The record is from RefSeq and is a predicted model, not a curated record. The transcript has 7 exons. NCBI's taxonomy places the organism in Eukaryota, Metazoa, Chordata, Mammalia, Chiroptera, Vespertilionidae. Gene Ontology annotation, biological process: mitochondrial ATP transmembrane transport; mitochondrial ADP transmembrane transport. Gene Ontology annotation, molecular function: ATP:ADP antiporter activity. Bases 1 to 1293 code for a protein of 430 amino acids.